UCCUGGCCCCACCCCUGAAUUUUAGUGGGUCAGGAAGGAGAAGUGUUAAAAUAAGCAGGGGCGGGGGGAGUUUGGGAAACCCUGUUGUAGAAAAUCACCAGCCAAGUGACUAAGAGUGCCUUUCCAGAGUAAGAGACAACCUAAAAGAAAGGGGAAGGAGAUGGAAGAGAAGGACUCAGAAUGCCCUGGAACUGGCAAAACAUUAAGGAAAGGUCCCCAUCCUCUCCAAGCAGGGAGUGGCGCUAAAUUCUGCGAAAGAGCUGUGCCAGAGAUCUUGGUUCAGGACACUGUGACCGCAGAUGUACGCAGCCGAUGCUUCCGGAAGUUCUGUUAUCAUGAGGCUGAUGGGCCCCGAGAGGUCUGCAGCCGGCUCUAUGGACUUUGUAAGGACUGGCUGGAGCCAGAGAAGCGCACCAAGAAGCAGAUCAUGGACCUGGUGAUCCUGGAGCAGUUCCUGGCCAUCCUGCCCCAGGAAGUGCAGGGCUGGGUGAGAGGAUGCGGGCCAGAGACCAGUUCCCAGGCAGUGGCCCUGGUCGAAGGUUUCCUCCUGAGUCAGGCAGAGGAGAAGAGGCAGGCACAGCAGAUGUGGGGAGGAUCUGUGAAGGUGGAAGAAAAGUUCUCUGAGGCAAAAGGAGCUCCAUCAGAGGAAGGUCAGAGGGCACAGGCCCAGGAGCAUGCCCGAGACACCCUGUCAAUUGGCAGUGAAGAGAUGUUGUCAAGCCAUUUUCUAUGCAGAGAAGUGAAAAUGCCUCCUCGACCUCUUGUCCAGUCUCCAUUUUCCUUUGAGGAGGUGGCCGUGUAUUUCACUGUGGCAGAGUGGGGCCUGCUGGAUCUGGAGCAGAAAGCUCUCUGCAGGGAAGUCAUGCUGGAGAACUAUGGGAGUGUGGCUUUUCUGGAAGCCAUGAAUGCAAGAGACACUAUGGUGGAGACAGACAAAGGCUUUGCAUCUGAAGAGUGGCUACAGAGGUUCUCCGGAAGAUUGGAAGAAACUAUUUCCUUCCCAAAUGAACUGGCAGCAAAAUCCAGGAAUGUAAAAGAUCCUACAUUGGAGACAGACAAAGGGCUUCCAUUUGAAGAAUGGCGGCAGAGUUUCUCCGGAAGACUGGAAGAGACUAUCUCCUUCCCAAAUGCACUAACAGCAACAGCAGAUGUAGAGACAGCUGGGGAAUUCCAGGGGUUCUCUUUGGGAAAAGUCAAGAUUGAAGAUGCCGAAGAAAACGAUGCAGAUGGACCCCAGAGGCAGGAGGAAAGCCACACAGCAGCAGAUGUAGAGGAGACAGCUGGGGAAUUCCAGAAGUUCUCUUUGGAAAUAGUCAAGAUUGAAGAUGCCGAAGAAAACUUUGGAGAUGGAGAUGGACUGCAGAGGCAGGAAGAAAAUCACACAGCAGCAGAUGUAGAGGAGACAGCUGGGGAAUUCCAGGGGUUCUCUUUGGAAAUAGUCAAGAUUGAAGAUGCUGAAGAAAACUUUGGAGAUGGACCCCAGAAGCAGGAGGAAAGCCACACAGCAGGAGAUGAUCAGAGGAAUGAGGAGGAUGAGAAACUGCAUCAUAUAUUGCCAGAUGAAGUCAUGAAUGAAGAUAUGAGAAGAAAUGUCAGGAUUCCUUGCCAAGUGGGGGGUAUCCAAGAAGUAAUUCACAUGUUGGAGGAAACAUACAAGUGCUUCGAGUGUGGAAUGAACUUCCCAGAUCAAACCCAAUAUAAUAUACAUGUUUCAAACCACAAUAUAAUGAGGGCAUGCAAAUGCUUUCAGUGUGGAAUGUACUUCAUAUACGAAUCACAACUCCUUGCGCACCAAAGGAUCCACAUAGCAGAGAAACCUUUUGAAUGUUCAGAAUGCGGGGAGAGAUUCUGUCAUGGUAGCACUCUUCAACAGCAUCAAAUAACCCACACAGGGGAGAAGCCUUUUGAAUGCUCAGAGUGUGGGAAAAGAUUUAACCACAGUGGCGGUCUUCAAAGUCAUUUAAGAACCCACACAGGGGAGAAGCCGUUUGAAUGUACAGUGUGUGGGAAGAGAUUCAACCACAGUGGCAGUCUUCAACAGCAUCAAAGAACCCACACAGGGGAGAAGCCUUUUGAAUGCUCAGUGUGUGGGAAGAGAUUCAGUAUCAGUAGCAGUCUUCAAAGUCAUUUAAGAACUCACACAGGGGAGAAGCCUUUUGAAUGCUUAGAGUGUGCAAAGAGAUUCAGUCACAGUAGCCAUCUUCAGCGUCAUAUAAGAACCCACACAGGGGAGAAGCCUUUUGAAUGCUCUGAGUGUGCGAAGAAAUUUAGUCACAGUAGCCAUCUUCAAAGUCAUCUAAGGACCCACACAGGGGAGAGACCUUUUGAAUGCUCAGACUGUGGGAAGAAAUUCAUUGAAAGUAGCAGUCUUCAAAGACAUCGAAGAACCCACACUGGGGAGAAGCCUUUUGAGUGCUCAAAGUGUGGGAAGAGAUACAGUGAAAGUAACAGUCUUCAGAAUCAUCUACGAACCCACACAGGGGAGAAGCCUUUUGAAUGCUCAGACUGUGGGAAGAGAUUCAACCUCAGUGGCAGUCUUCAAAAGCAUCAAAGAACCCAUACAGGUGAGAAGCCUUUUGAAUGUACAGAGUGUGGGAAGAGAUUCAGUGACAGUAGCACUCUUCAAAGACAUCGAAGAACCCACACAGGGGAAAAGCCUUUUGAAUGCUCAGAGUGUGGGAAAAGAUUCAGCCGCAGUUGCUAUCUUCAACAUCAUCAAAGAACACACACAGAGCAGAAGCCUUUUGAAUGCUCAGGUAUGCAAAGCAGCUGGUUCGAAGCAACUAUGGACUCUGUAGGAAUAUGAUGUACUGUCCUGAGAGCACACAUUCAUGAUGAAGCCUCUGGGAAAUGGCUUGGUAUUGCUAGGUAUCCCUCACAGCAACAUUGCGUGUGGGGACAUCAGAGUUUUUUGGCUUCGAACUUCCACACAACAUAUGGAAAAGAAUGGAUGUUCCAUGAAAUAUAUUAAGCUGGUGUGUGGAUUCUGACCUCCUUAUUGACUUUACACAGGGGUUUUUUUUGUAGCAGGAACUCCUUUGCAGAUUAGGCCACACACCCUGAGAUACCCAAUCCUUCAAGAGCUUACAGGGCUGUUCUUCCAGGGCCUACUGUAAGCUCCAGGAGGAUUGGCUACAUCAGGGGUGUGGGGCCUAAUAUGCAAAGGAGUUCUUGCUACAAAAAAAGCCUUGACUACAUGUUUUUUUCGAGUCUGCAUUGUUUUUGCAUACAGUGAAUAUUCUGUAGAGUCUGAAUUGUAACCCAUUAUGCAUACUUGAUUGUCUUUAUACAAAAUUUUCAUUCACUGUG
Molecule: messenger RNA, 3309 nt
Organism: Heteronotia binoei (common prickly gecko)
Lineage: Eukaryota; Metazoa; Chordata; Lepidosauria; Squamata; Gekkonidae
Product: oocyte zinc finger protein XlCOF6-like
Exons: 11
Coding region: 161-2806 (881 amino acids)
Biological process (GO): regulation of transcription by RNA polymerase II
Cellular component (GO): nucleus
Molecular function (GO): DNA-binding transcription factor activity, RNA polymerase II-specific; RNA polymerase II cis-regulatory region sequence-specific DNA binding
Source: RefSeq, a predicted model, not a curated record